AUGACUACCAGACUCUUCAAAAACGCCCUCUUCUUCACAGCCCAAGCACAAGAGCUCGAACCCGCCUCAUUGCUCAAGCAAGACUACACAGAUACUCAGGCGAUAGCAAAUCGAUUUGCGCAAUGUAUCGUCGUGCAAAGCGGCAAGCUCGCCUACGUCGGCGAUGUUGCCAGCAUCCCAGCGGAGCUCAAGCAGCAAGCACAGCAAGUUGACUUGGGCGGUGACAAGCUCGUCGUGCCCGGAUUCAUCGACGGCCAUACUCACAUGCUCAACUUCGGCCAAUCUCUUGACAAGGUUGAUGUCGGCAAGUGCAAGAACCUCGAACAGAUCCAGCAAAUGAUCAAACAAGCCGCUGAAGCCAACCCCGACGCACCUCGAAUCUUGGCCUCCGUCUGGAUGCAGAACAGCACCGAUGGCAGAGCACUCGCUUCUUGGCUUGACGAGGUUGUACCCGACCGUCCUGUCUACAUCGAAGCAUUCGAUCUCCAUUCGCACUGGUGCAACACUGCGGCGCUCAACGAGCUCGGCAUCACCGACGACACGCCUGAUCCCGAGGGCGGAGAGAUUGUGCGUGAUCCAGCCACAGGUAAAGCGUCCGGUCUGUUGCUCGAAAUGGCCAACAUUCUUUUCGUUUGGCCCAAGCUAGCAAAUCUAGCGACCAAGGAAGAACAGGAUACGAGCUUCAUGCGAGCUUGCGAAUCAUAUCAUCAAAGCGGUUUCACCGGAGGCAUCGAUAUGGCCAUGGACCCACUAUCGCUCGACUGCGCCCUGCGCGUCAAGGCGAAACUGAAAGGAAAACUACCUAUCCGCAUCGCAGCGCACUGGCUCGUUCGUCCCGAUCAGGAUGUCGACGCUUGCAUCGCCCAGGUCAAAUACGCUCACGAGCUCAGUCAGAAACACGACGACGAAUGGUUCCGCAUCGUCGGCAUCAAGAUCGUAUGCGAUGGAGUCAUCGAUAGCUGCACAGCCGCGCUCAAGGAGCCCUACUACAACAAGACCAACGCCGAGCUCAUGUGGCCUCUCCCCUUACUCUCAUCGGUCGUUCAAUGCGCCGACUCCCUCGACCUACAAGUCGCGAUCCACGCCAUCGGUGAUCUUGCUGUACACACCGCUGUGGAAGCCAUUGCAACGCUAGGAGAGAAGCUGGCGGAGAAAGGUCUCUCGAUCCGCGAUCGUAGGCAUCGUAUCGAGCACCUCGAGCUCACCGAUCCCAAGGACGUCGAAAAGCUCGGCCGGCUCGGCAUCACCGCCAGCAUCCAAGGCGUACACUGCGAUCCGAGCAUCAUGGACAACUGGUGCCGCAUGCUCGGCGAUGAACCGAACCAGGGCCGCUGUAGUCGAGCCUUUGCCUUUCGCGAGUUUUUCGAAAGCGGUGCACCCAUCGCGCUUGGCUCGGACGCCCCCACGGCUCACCACUGGAUCCUCCCCAAUCUGUACACGGCUGUCACUCGGCGGUCUGGGCGCGAGCCAGAGCUGACCAGCAGGACGACGCCGCAGUUCGCUCUGCCCCUCGCAACGGCUGUGGCUGCUGCAACCUAUGGUGCCGCACACAGCUGCAGGGCCGAAAGCUGGGCAGGCACGCUCGAGAGGGGUAAGAGCGCCGACUUUGUCGUACUCGACACGGAUAUUUUCAAAGAGCAUGGCACUGGAGACAAGGAGCAGACCAUCUUGAAGACCAAGAUCUUGCAGACGUGGCUGCAGGGUGAGAAGGUCUUUGACAGCAGCGGCAGCAGCAAAGAUCAAGUUAUCGAAAGCAAGACUAACGGUGGCUGUGCUGUGCUGUGA
Sporisorium graminicola is the source of this 1785-nucleotide messenger RNA. RefSeq lists its product as uncharacterized. The transcript has a single exon. Bases 1 to 1785 code for a protein of 594 amino acids. The record is from RefSeq and is a predicted model, not a curated record. Gene Ontology annotation, molecular function: hydrolase activity, acting on carbon-nitrogen (but not peptide) bonds. NCBI's taxonomy places the organism in Eukaryota, Fungi, Basidiomycota, Ustilaginomycetes, Ustilaginales, Ustilaginaceae.